Messenger RNA from Zonotrichia leucophrys gambelii, 4464 nucleotides. RefSeq names its product neuronal PAS domain protein 2 (gene NPAS2). NCBI's taxonomy places the organism in Eukaryota, Metazoa, Chordata, Aves, Passeriformes, Passerellidae. Gene Ontology annotation, biological process: circadian regulation of gene expression; regulation of transcription by RNA polymerase II. The transcript is spliced from 21 exons. Bases 388 to 3156 code for a protein of 922 amino acids. Gene Ontology annotation, cellular component: nucleus; CLOCK-BMAL transcription complex; cytoplasm. Gene Ontology annotation, molecular function: DNA-binding transcription factor activity, RNA polymerase II-specific; E-box binding; protein dimerization activity. The record is from RefSeq and is a predicted model, not a curated record.
CGCGGGGCGCGCCCCCGCAGAGCCGCCGGCUGAGGGCGCGGGGCGGUGGCCCGGCGGCGGGGGCAGGCGAGGGGAGGCGGCGGCGGGCGGCGAUGAAGGGCCGGCGGAGAGGAUGCCCCCGCCUCGCCCGCCGGGCUCCAACUUCGCGGAGAACUAUCGGCCCCGCAGCCCCCGCGCCCGCCCUGCCUCUCCAGGCCGCGCGUCCAACUUAAUGCCCCAGCGGGAGCCCCAGCCAGCAGCCCCCCCGGCCUCUGGCCUCCGCACUCCCCCGCAGCAGCCCGGGCUCCCGGCGGCCUCCCGGUGCCGGCGGAGCCCCUGGCCCCGGCGCGCGUGGGUCCCGCGGCGCCCGGGGCGGCGGCAGAGCGGCAUGCGGCGGCCCCGCGCACCAUGAGACAGGGCACCGGCACCGGCGGCAGGCAGGAGGCGGGCAGCGUCCCCGGCUCCUCGUCGGCGAGGAAGAGUUUGCCGGCUCCCGAGGCCGGCCUCCUGCGCGGCUGGAGCAGCGGCGGCCGCUGCCGCAACGGCACCGGGAGGCACCGGAAAAGCGGCGGCAUCCAGCUCGCCGGCACCGGCACCGGCGGCGGCUCCCGCGCCCAGGUGGCCACCGCGGACAGCAGCAGCAGCGGCGGCGGCGGCUGGGGCUUCCCCGCCGCGCUCCCGCAGCACCGGCACCCCAGAAAAAACUGCUUAGACAAUCUAAUGGAUGAAGAUGAGAAAGACAGGGCAAAGAGGGCUUCGCGUAACAAGUCUGAGAAGAAGAGGCGCGAUCAGUUCAAUGUUCUCAUCAAAGAGCUCAGCUCCAUGCUUCCAGGCAACACUCGCAAAAUGGACAAAACCACUGUGCUGGAAAAAGUCAUCGGCUUUCUGCAGAAACACAAUGAAGUCUCAGCACAGACGGAGAUUUCUGAAAUUCAGCAGGACUGGAAGCCUUCAUUUCUCAGCAAUGAAGAAUUCACCCAACUGAUGUUGGAGGCAUUAGAUGGCUUCAUUAUAGCAGUAACCACAGGUGGAAGCAUCAUCUAUGUGUCUGACAGCAUCACACCUCUUCUGGGGCAUUUACCGUGUGAUGUCUUGGAUCAGAAUUUGUUAAACUUCCUCCCAGAACAAGAACACUCAGAAAUUUAUAAGAUGUUAUCUUCUUGUAUGCUUAUGACAGAUUCUGCCUCAUCUGAUUACCUAAAAACUGACAAUGAACUAGAGUUUUAUUGUCAUCUUCUGAGAGGAAGUUUGAACCCAAAGGAAUUUCCAACAUAUGAAUACAUAAAAUUUGUAGGAAAUUUUCGGUCUUACAGCAAUGUGCCUAACUCCACUUGCAAUGGCUUUGAGGAGGCUGUCCCAAGGGCUUACAGAGCAUCCCCAGGAAAACAGAUUUGCUUUGUGGCAACGGUUCGCUUGGCAACACCUCAGUUUUUAAAGGAGAUGUGCAUCGUAGAAGAACCUCUAGAAGAAUUCACAUCAAGACACAGUCUGGAGUGGAAAUUUUUAUUCCUGGAUCACAGAGCGCCGCCGAUCAUCGGAUACCUCCCAUUUGAAGUGCUGGGAACUUCUGGCUACGACUAUUACCACAUAGAUGACCUGGAGCUGCUAGCAAGGUGCCAUGAACACUUGAUGCAGUUCGGCAAGGGGAAGUCGUGCUGCUAUCGGUUUCUGACCAAAGGACAGCAGUGGAUCUGGCUCCAGACCCAUUACUACAUCACCUACCACCAGUGGAACUCCAAGCCAGAGUUCAUUGUGUGCACUCACAUGGUGGUAAGUUAUGCAGAUGUUCGUGUGGAGAGGAGACAGGAGAUGGGCUUGGAAGAAGUGUCCUCAGAGGUGGUGUCCUCAGCACUAAAGGAGAGUGGUGCCAGCUUGGAUCCUGAACAGCACUUUAAUGCACUUGAUAUUGGUGCCUCAAUCCUCAGCGCUAGUCGGACACCCUCAGUAUCAUCCAGGAGCUCGCCAAAAUCUUCCCACACACCCAAGUCAGACCCAGCAUCUACACCAACAAAGCUGAUUACAGAGUCCAACACUGCCUUGCCGAGAGCACCGAGCGCACAGCAGGAUUUAUCUGUGCACAGACUCAGCCAGCCUACUGCUCUUCAGGUUUCUUUGCCUUCUCAGCUUCCAUGUGAGCUUCUCCCACAGCAGUUGCUGCCUCAAGCAACUCUGCAAAAUCAGCCUGCACCUCUGGCACAGUUCUCGGCACAAUUCAGCAUGUUCCAGACCAUCAAGGACCAGCUGGAGCAGCGGACACGGAUCCUGCAGGCCAACAUCCGCUGGCAGCAGGAGGAGCUCCAGAAGAUCCAGGAGCAGCUCUGCCUGGUCCAAGACUCCAGCGUACAGAUGAUCUUACAGCAGCCAACAGUGUCCCUGAGCUUUAGCAACACUCAGCAGCUGGACCCACAACAGCUACAGCAGAGGUCAGGGACCCUUUCUCAGCAGCAGCUAGUCCCCAGUUCUCAACUUCAAGGGCAAAUCACAUCUUCACAAACAGCGAACCAGCAGUCACUGAGAGAAGCAAGCGUGAUAUCGAGCCAGGGUCCGAAGGCGGCGCGGAGCGCGGAGCUGGCGCCGGGCGGCGGCCGCGCCCCGCCCCGCCCCGCGCCCGCGCCGUUCGCCUCAGGCGGCGGCGGCCCCGCGGCGCCCCCUGGCGGCCUGUCCCGCGGCGGCACCCCCGCGCCCGCCGGCUGCAGCCACGACCAGCAGCUCAGAUUGUUGCUUAGCCAGCCUAUUCAGCCCAUGAUGCCUGGGUCCUGUAAUGCAAGACACCCUUCAGACCUCAGCAUGACGGGAUCCCAGGCCAAGUAUUCUCAAACCCAACAAAUGUUUCAAAGUUUGGAAGUGCAGACUUCCAGCAGCAGCUCUCCAAUCGUACUGAUGGGACAAGCAGUGUUAAACCAAGGGUUCACCACUACCCCUCCUUCCCAGCCAUCCUCUUUGCCACCUAUGCAACUCCAGCACCAACAGCAUCAGCAGCAACGCUACCUGCAGGUGCAAACACCAAGUUCUUUGCACAAUGAACAACCCGAUUCUUUGCUCCUGCCAUCUUACUCGCCACAGCAAGGAAAUAUGGGGUAUCAUCAGACACAGCAGCAGCAACAACAGCAACAGCUAACAUCAAGAAGAAGGAAUAGUUUAUCAGAAUCAUCAAAUUUACCACAGCCACUGCGAUAGAGUCCCACCAGCACAAUCAAUGCACGAUUAGCUUUAACCAAUGGGCACAUGGGGCAGAAGAGAAUGACUUUGUACUUACUGUUCUGGCUUUUGCACAAGCAUUUCUUUCCAAGCUCUGUGACAGAAGUACGCCCAGAGUGCAGACUGCCACGGACAGCGCAUUCCCGUUUGCGCUGUGUCGAGAGCACAGGAUGUACUGACAGAGCAGAGUCACAAGGGGCACUAUCCUGUGCAGCCUCCAUCACCGCUGGGAGCACGGGAAGAGGCCGUCAGUCCCGCCGCGUCACCCUGGAAGCCAUCAGGCAAUUCCAAAAGACUGUCAACAGACUCGUGAGGUACUUGGCCUUCACUGUUUCAGUUCUUCUUUUGUGUAUGAAAAGCACUGCGUCAAAGGUCUAUCGAGGAGAGAACAAGAGAUUAUUUUUAUUAUGAUUAUUGUUAUUAUUUUGCACAACUGCACAGAUGAGAAAACUAGGCACUUUCUGUAAAGAGAAGUUUGUUUCUUUAUUCUUGUGGCCAAAUUAGCACAUCCAAUGGAGGAAAAAGCCCAGCCAUUGGUGAAGAUGGUCUACAGCUCAUAACCCUUGAUUUAGAAUCUGAAAAGUAUUAUGCAGCUUACCCUAACUGUUUUUCAUUACUAAAAACAAACCAACCAAAAAAAACCAAACCCACAACCCACACUGGACUGUUUCCUACAUGAAUUGUGAUUGCAAAUGAGAACUCAAAUUGUAAGCACAAUCAUGCAAUUCUUCGGUAGUACAACAUGAAUCCUUCUUCAACCUAAACUCACCCACUCCAAGUCUCUGAGAAAUAUGCACUGUGUUUUGGCCCACUGACUUGGGAUGCUGCAGACUAUUACAUAUCUCUUUCAUUAUAACAUUUAGGAUUAAAUUUUCCUUUGGAGGGAAAAAAACAAAAGAAAAUGCACUUUUCGCUUUUUUUGUAUGUUUUCCGUUGAUAUGUUUCUAAGAAAGAUUUUAUGUAAUUAUUAAAUAAAAAGUAGUGUAUUGUACAGCUGUUGUAAUAAUGACCUAUUUCUAUAUAAAAUAAAAUUAUAUGGAAUUAUGUGGAAAUUAUUUUGUAUAUGAAAUAUCAACUCAUUUCACAAGUAUAAAGAUUGUGCUUGUGUUUUUUUGUGAGUGGGUAUUUUGUAAUAAACUAAUGAAUUAGAAAUGUUUUUGUGAAGGGAACUACUGUUUCAUGCUAUAUACAACUCAAACUAUUAUUUUUUUCCAUUUAAUGAUGGACAGUUGUCUUUAUUUGUAGAAUAAAAUAAAAUAGCCAAAAGGCUUUAUUGCAGGACUUGCA